GAAGGUAAAUCCGCACCGAACCCGACCUCUUGACAUCCUAAAUGCGAGUAUUUCACGAGUCAGUGUCAGUGAGUCACAUUUCAUUUCCGCGUCGGGUUGGGUUCGGAUACGCAAGCGACGGUUGAUCCGUUGUGGCUCAGGCUGAUGACUUGGGGCACCGUGCCAGCGUGCCUCAGCCUCCUCAGCUACCGUCUAGAUUCCAAGCGAAGAAUCCCGAUAAUCUCAUGAACAUUGCGGAAAAAGCCAAGCACUCCGGGUACCGGCCUUGCUUCUCAAUCCGGCAGUCCACGCCGCACCACGCCAUCACCCCCCAAACGCAGAAACCAGAUGUUCUUCUGAUAAUUGGGCAUUUUCUGAUACCAGUCGUGCGAUCCAGAUGGUGAGAGUUGCCUAUGUCAAGGAAAAGACUGGUCUUUAUAUGUAUUUUUUUUCUUCAGAAUGAGAGGGAGCUAUAUUAGAUAGUGGAAUGGAGUGGAAACGAUCAGGCGAGUUUGAACCAGGGCCAGUUCCUCUGGCAAAAGCAGUGGACAGGUUUGGAAUUGGAAAGCAAGAAGUGAACAACUCUCCCGAAGGCUUAACCAAGAGCAGGCUUGUAAUCGAACAGGAGAGGGAGGAAAGAAGGGUUAGGAAGUGGAGGAAAAUGAUCGGGGUUGGUGGAAGUGACUGGAAACAUUAUGUUAGACGAAAACCUCAUGUAGUCAAAAGGCGCAUCAGAAAGGGGAUUCCUGAUUGUUUAAGGGGCCUUGUUUGGCAGUUGAUCUCUGGAAGUCGGGACCUCCUAUUAAUGAAUCCUGGGGUUUAUGAGCAACUGGUUAUAUAUGAGACAUCGGCCUCAGAAUUGGACAUAAUUCGAGAUAUUUCUCGUACUUUUCCCUCACAUGUUUUCUUUCAGCAGAGACAUGGACCAGGUCAGCGAUCACUUUACAAUGUCCUAAAGGCAUACUCUGUGUAUGACAGAGAUGUUGGAUAUGUUCAGGGGAUGGGAUUUUUAGCUGGACUUUUACUUCUAUAUAUGAGUGAAGAAGAUGCAUUUUGGCUAUUGGUUGCUUUGUUAAAGGGUGCUGUUCAUGCUCCAAUGGAAGGACUCUAUUUGGUGGGCUUGCCGCUUGUACAACAAUACCUCUUUCAGUUUGAGCAAUUGGUCAAAGAGCAUCUGCCUAAGCUAGGAGAGCACUUCAGCCAAGAAAUGAUAAAUCCAACCAUGUAUGCAAGCCAAUGGUUCAUAACUGUAUUCUCAUAUUCAUUUCCUUUCCAUUUGGCUCUUCGAAUCUGGGAUGUCUUUCUUUAUGAGGGUGUUAAGAUUGUUUUUCAAGUUGGUUUGGCUCUAUUGAAAUAUUGUCAAGAUGACUUGGUGAAAUUACCUUUUGAGAAGCUACUACAUGCUUUGCGUAACUUCCCCGAGGAUGCAAUGAAUCCAGAUAUACUUUUACCAAUGGCCUACUCAAUCAAGGUGUCCGAACGUUUGGAAGAGCUCAAGCAAGAGUACGGAAAUAGCAUUGGUAAGCCAGUUCAACCCAUCGAAUCUAGUGGGAAGCAAAUUCAAGCUCUUAAGCAGAAGCAAAUGUCAGCAAGGCGUUAAAGGUGAUUGUCUUAGAGGGAGAUAGACGAGACACAAUAUGCGCACUGUUGGCUGUGAUUCAUUUGUUCUUUUGUCUAUCAAAUGUAUUCUCAGAAAGUGUAUAUAGACGACUUAAGUUGCUGAAGGUUGAGGACCAUAAAUUGUUAAUAUUAUAUAAUCAUAAAUGAUCAAUUCAUAUGAGAAAUGUCUUCAAACCA
Molecule: messenger RNA, 1776 nt
Organism: Nelumbo nucifera (sacred lotus)
Lineage: Eukaryota; Viridiplantae; Streptophyta; Magnoliopsida; Proteales; Nelumbonaceae
Biological process (GO): regulation of GTPase activity
Molecular function (GO): small GTPase binding; GTPase activator activity
Source: RefSeq, a predicted model, not a curated record